GGCAGGCGCACGGCGGGGGCCUGCGAGCUGGGUGCCGGGAGCGGCGGCGGCGUGGAGAAGCUGGCGUCGCCGAGGGCCUCCUGUACGUGUCGGCAGAGGUGGCUUCAGCUGGCGGAGCCCGGGCUUCAGCUAAAAACACCAGAAUUAUACAUAAAAUAUCAGAAGACUGGAAGGUGGAGAAAAGAAUGUGGAACAACCAGGGACCCUGGAACUUCCAGAACAACGUAGUGGCUUUUGCUGGUCCUUGGGGUACCCAUAGGGAUGGGUGAAGCCCACCUGGCCUGCGGCACUUCCCAGCGGCCGUCAUCUCCCUAGGGCCCCACAGCGCCAUUAGGAUGCACCUGUCAGCGGUGCUCAACGCCCUCCUGGUGUCGGUGCUGGCGGCAGUCCUGUGGAAGCACGUGCGGCUGCGCGAGCACGCGGCCACUUUGGAAGAGGAGCUGGCCCUCAGCCGACAGGCCCCAGAGCCGGCCCCAGCGCUGCGGAUCGACUACCCAAGGGCACUGCAGACCCUGAUGGAGGGUGGCACACACAUGGUGUGCACGGGCCGCACACACACAGACCGCAUCUGCCGCUUCAAGUGGCUCUGCUACUCCAACGAGGCCGAGGAGUUCAUCUUCUUCCACGGCAACACUUCUGUCAUGCUGCCCAACCUGGGCUCCCGGCGCUUCCAGCCAGCCCUGCUCGACCUGUCCACCGUGGAAGACCACAACACCCAGUACUUCAACUUCGUGGAGCUGCCCGCUGCUGCCUUGCGCUUCAUGCCCAAGCCAGUGUUUGUGCCCGACGUGGCCGUCAUCGCCAACCGCUUCAACCCCGACAACCUCAUGCAUGUCUUCCACGAUGACCUGCUGCCGCUCUUCUACACCCUGCGGCAGUUCCCUGGGCUGGCCCAGGAGGCCCGGCUCUUCUUCAUGGAGGGCUGGGGCGAGGGUGCACACUUUGACCUGUACAAGCUUCUCAGCCCCAAGCAGCCUCUCCUGCGGGCACAGCUAAAGACCCUGGGCCGGCUCCUGUGCUUCUCCCAUGCUUUCGUGGGCCUCUCCAAGAUCACCACCUGGUACCAGUAUGGCUUCGUCCAGCCCCAGGGCCCAAAGGCCAAUAUCCUUGUCUCAGGCAACGAGAUCCGGCAGUUUGCACAAUUCAUGAUGGAAAGGCUGAAUGUGAGCCACGCAGGAGCACCCCUAGGUGAGGAGUACAUUCUGGUCUUCAGCCGUACCCACAACAGACUCAUCCUGAACGAGGCAGAGCUGCUGCUGGCGCUGGCCCAGGAGUUCCAGAUGAAGACAGUGACGGUAUCCCUGGAGGACCACACCUUUGCAGAUGUUGUGCGUCUGGUCAGCAAUGCCUCCAUGCUGGUCAGCAUGCAUGGGGCCCAGCUGGUCACCACCCUCUUCCUGCCCCGUGGGGCCACUGUGGUUGAGCUCUUCCCAUAUGCCGUCAAUCCCGACCACUAUACCCCCUAUAAAACGCUGGCCAUGCUGCCAGGUAUGGGCCUCCAGUAUGUGGCCUGGCGGAACACAAUGCCAGAGAACACGGUCACGCACCCUGAGCGGCCCUGGGACCAGGGGGGCAUCACCCACCUGGACCAGGCAGAGCAGGCCCGUAUCCUGCAAAGCCGUGAGGUCCCGCGGCAUCUCUGUUGCCGGAACCCCGAGUGGCUUUUCCGAAUCUACCAGGACACCAAGGUAGACAUCCCAUCCCUCAUUCAAACCAUACGGCGCGUGGUGAAGGGCCGGCCAGGGCCACGGAAGCAGAGGUGGACAGUCAGCCUGUACCCGGGCAAGGUGCGGGAGGCGCGAUGCCAGGCGUCGGUGCAGGGUGCCUCCGAGGCCCGCCUCACCGUCUCCUGGCAGAUCCCAUGGAACCUCAAGUACCUGAAGGUGCGGGAGGUAAAGUAUGAGGUGUGGCUGCAGGAGCAGGGGGAGAACACCUAUGUGCCUUACAUCCUGGCCCUGCAGAACCACACCUUCACUGAGAACAUCAAGCCCUUCACCACCUACCUGGUGUGGGUCCGCUGCAUCUUCAACAAGACCCUCCUGGGACCCUUUGCAGAUGUGCUGGUGUGCAGCACGUAGCAAGCGUGCCGCCCAGGCCCCAGGGCGGUGGCUCCUCCCGUCAGUGUCCUCAGGCCCACUGACCCUGCUGCGAUGACUUCUCUUUGUUAUUUAUUGAGCAGGUCUGUGCCAGGCUUGUGCCUCCCUCUCGUUUCAUUGCAUCUGGGGGGUGGUGUUUGCAGCACUCCUCUUUGCACCAGAGAGACAGGAUCCCCCCUUCUCCUGAUCAUCUGUACCCCUGGGGAAGUUUCUUAGCAGGGAGGAGGAAAUGGAGGAGGAGGAAUGAAAGAAAGCAUCCCAAGGAACCUCUUUGGCUAAGCGAUCAUGCUGUUUCCUACUGAGUCCUUCUGGCAUCCAGCUUUCUGGAAAAUGAGUAAUCAUGCGAUUGUUGGGGUGGGUGGUUCAUCAGCUUCCAUCCCCCUGAAAUUCCCUGUAUCCCAGUGAAGGGAGUGUUGGGAACAUCACUAAAUGAUGACAAGCAUCUCGGUUGAGUCUUUCCAUUGGGUGGUAGGAAGGGGAGCCAGUAGUCAGAGCCCCGCGGCCCUCAGUGGGGAAACGUCAAGGACGUGAGGCGAGCAGUUGGCAGGCAGGAGGGGAGGGCUGGGGGGCAGAGCCGGAUCCGUGGGGGUUUCCUCAGGCUGAGCCAGGCGUUCAGACUCACGCGGCCUGGACAGACCACACCUGGCGUCGGAGUCACUUAGAAGGAUGGAGGACGGGUCGCUCGGUGUGCCAGCAGAGCCACGACUGCAGAUUUCUGCCACAGGAGGAGCCCUCCCAUCAGUCGGGGGCCACUGUCUUACCCUCUCCCCCAGGGCCUGCCCAAGGGCGAGGACAUGAGAUCCGUAUCAGUGGUUGUGGGGGCCUCCUUGGCUCAGAAGCCCCAGGCCCCUUGGGAAGCAGUAUCUUUUCAACAACCACAAUCGUAGUUCCCAGGGUCCCUCCAGGGACAUACCUGGUUAUGAGUUCUUGCACUUAAGGGAGCGUAAGGCUGUGGUUUCCUCCCAGAUGUUUUAGCUUAUUCUUAGUCCUUCCAGUUCAGAUGUAGUUCAUCAGUCAGAGGUGAAAACUCCCAUCAGCAGUGCUGCCUAAUACCGCACCUGAUGUCAGCUAACUGGCCUGUCUGGCUGCCCUGGAAACAGCUAGAAAGUUAACCCAAGAUCAGAUUUGUCCUGAGAGAAGGAGGAGUGUCAGCCUUUUCUUGCUCAGGAGACCUGCUGCAGGCUGCGCUCCCGUGAAGCGGGGUGGGGGGUGAGAAGGUGGAGUCUCAGGCUGAGAGCCUUUCACCAGGCAGACCAGUUCUUGAGCCAAAGGUGUGCGGUAGCAGGUGUCCCCGCUGCUCCCGCCGAGUGGCUGAGAAGUGUGGUCUCUGCGUGCCGGUACCGAGGUGGGUUCUGCACAGCAGCAGGGCCCUCCCACCUUCUCUGCUGCAGAUCUGAGGGCACGUUUUCACAGUUGCCACGUGCCUUCAUGACAUUCCUCUUACCAAGAAUCCUUCUCCCUAACUGUAGCCUCCACUUGCCACCACCACAAACUGCCACGUGAGUCCACACAUCAAGACUCCAGUCAGAACUGGAAAUCUCAACCCCUGCUCGUGGGGUUAGCGAGGGUGAAAUGGUGCAACCAUUUGGAAAACUGGCAGUUUCUGCUAAAGCUGAACACUAGGCUACCCUAUUAUCUCAGCAAUUCCACUUCUCGAUAUAUAUCCAAGAGAAAUGAGUGCUUGUGUCAGCAACCAGAAAUGUCUAAAAUGUUCACCACCCUACUCUUAAUAGCCAAACACUGUAAACAACCCGAGUGUGCAUCAACGGGUAUAUUCAUAUGAUGGACACAACAAUUUGACUGAAAAAAAAAACCAGAAUGAGGUGUGGGUACAUGCAACCUUGUGAAUCUCAGACAUAGUGUGGAGUGAAAGAAGGCAGACCCCUCAAAAUACUUAGAUUCCAUUUCCAGGAGGUCCUAGAACAGGAAAUCAAAUCUGUGACAACAGAAGUCAGAAUUGUUACUGGGAAGGGGUAAAGACUGGGAGGGCACAGGACACUUGGGGGCUUGGCAGCGUCUGGAUCUGGGUGGUGGCUGCAUGUCCAUGUAAGCGAUCGUCAGAUCAGUGCACGCUACACACUCUGCACCGUAUGUAUGGGACACCUUGAUUAAAAAGGAAAAAGUCAGCCCAAGGGCCAGCUCUCCUAGAAAACCUAGUUUGUGUCUCUUCCAGCUCCCCAGGUGAUAGGCCUGUCACACCCUCAGACCUCUAACCCUGCCAACCCUGCCAGGGUCCCCCAGGAAGGCAUUUACCUCUCCUCACGGGGUUGCUGGAAGCCCAGUGUGAGUUUGUGAUCACACUUGUGAAUCACAGCAAAGCGAAAGCUCCAUCAGUGGUUCAUGGGUUCAAUGAAUAAAUCGAUUUCUGCCUGUGUCCAAAUCUUUUUGCACAAGUCGGUGAUCCUGAUUUAUGUGAAA
Lemur catta (Ring-tailed lemur) is the source of this 4514-nucleotide messenger RNA. RefSeq names its product protein O-linked mannose N-acetylglucosaminyltransferase 2 (beta 1,4-) (gene POMGNT2). Gene Ontology annotation, cellular component: endoplasmic reticulum. The coding region runs from base 336 to 2078 and encodes 580 amino acids. Gene Ontology annotation, molecular function: protein O-acetylglucosaminyltransferase activity; protein binding. The transcript is spliced from 3 exons. Gene Ontology annotation, biological process: protein O-linked glycosylation via mannose. NCBI's taxonomy places the organism in Eukaryota, Metazoa, Chordata, Mammalia, Primates, Lemuridae. The record is from RefSeq and is a predicted model, not a curated record.